Hyla sarda is the source of this 3970-nucleotide messenger RNA. RefSeq names its product glutamate metabotropic receptor 8 (gene GRM8). The transcript is spliced from 11 exons. Gene Ontology annotation, cellular component: membrane. Gene Ontology annotation, biological process: G protein-coupled glutamate receptor signaling pathway; regulation of synaptic transmission, glutamatergic. Lineage: Eukaryota; Metazoa; Chordata; Amphibia; Anura; Hylidae. The record is from RefSeq and is a predicted model, not a curated record. Bases 730 to 3474 code for a protein of 914 amino acids. Gene Ontology annotation, molecular function: group III metabotropic glutamate receptor activity.
AAUGGAAGCCCUCGGUGUGCUAAGUGUAAAGCUCCGAUAGCCUGAGCAUAGUACAGAGGAGGAUAUGAAUGAACGAUACUGAAGAACAGAUAGCAGCCAAUAAAUAGGGAGACAGCGGAGCCAAGGCAUUCUUGUCUUCUGUCACAUAGGAUAAGAUUGCAGUCCUGCCUGCCUGUGCUGUAUGAAUGUGGCAGCACCUAUUGUAGCCAUUUGAAAGGAAGCUAUCUUUGCCCAUGGUCAGGGUGAGCGUCUGUUAAGAGGUGGAUUAGGAGAGUUAGGAAGACCAAUAGCUGCCAGUGGGAGUAUUUGCAGUUCACAUGGAGGAGAGGCGGUGGAGAGCUCUGGACUAGAAGCCUGCUUCAGCACCACGGACAGCUACAAGUGCGCUGCACAGGAGCUAUGCUGAGCAGCCUGGGCUAUGCAGGACAAGGGACGGUGGACAGUACCUAAUGAAUAUGACUUGGAGUCAGCUGCCUCACAAUGAAUCACUGAGAAACGUCUCUGAUGUUAAUGUUUAUCUAUUCGUUAUUCUGAAUACGGAGAAUGUAUAAAAUUGAAUCGGAUGUUUUGAUUCUAGUUUUGGGGCUCCUACAUAAACUGCUCAUUUAUCCUGUCAACCCUCCUAUGUUGUCACUUAGUGGGCACUGAUGAUAGCAUCUAAUAGAUGCAACUUAAAAGGGUCUACAUUUUUCCAUAAAAAAUUACAGCAUUGGCUUUCGGAUUGUGAAGAUGUCUUCAGUGAGGUUGGCUUUGGAAAGAAAACCAUUGAAGUCUGGCGGCCUUUCCAGCAUGUUUCUGGUCAAAAGGCUGUAUUGGAUCUUAAGCUUGAUACAUACAGUUGGAAGUCAAGAAUAUGCCCACUCUAUCCGAGUGGAAGGGGACAUUAUACUAGGUGGUCUUUUCCCAGUCCAUUCAAGAGGAGAACGUGGGGUGCCUUGUGGGGAACUUAAAAAAGAAAAGGGAAUUCAUAGACUUGAGGCAAUGAUGUACGCCGUAGACCAGAUCAAUAAAGACCAGGACCUUCUUCCAAACAUCACUUUAGGGGUUCGGAUCCUUGACACUUGCUCAAGGGAUACUUAUGCCUUGGAGCAAUCUUUAACCUUUGUGCAAGCUUUAAUUGAAAAAGAUGCUACUGAAGUCAGAUGUGCAAAUGGAGAUUCACCUAUUUUUACCAAGCCGGAUAGAAUAGCUGCAGUGAUAGGAGCUGCAGCCAGUUCGGUUUCCAUUAUGGUUGCUAAUAUAUUAAGACUAUUUAAGAUACCUCAAAUCAGCUAUGCAUCCACAGCCCCAGAACUAAGUGACAACAGCAGAUACGACUUCUUUUCACGAGUGGUCCCUCCUGACUCCUAUCAAGCUCAAGCAAUGGUUGAUAUCGUGACGGCGCUGGGAUGGAAUUAUGUAUCUACAUUAGCUUCAGAAGGGAACUAUGGAGAAAGUGGAGUGGAAGCCUUCACACAGAUUUCUCGGGAAAUUGGUGGUGUUUGCAUUGCCCAAUCUCUGAAAAUCCCCCGAGAACCCAAACCAGGAGAAUAUGAUAAAAUCAUUAAGCGCCUACUGGAAACCCCUCAUGCUCGGGCAAUAAUCAUUUUUGCAAAUGAAGAUGACAUAAGACGAAUCCUUGAAGCGGCUAAAAGAAACAAUCAAACGAGACAUUUUCUUUGGAUUGGUUCAGAUAGUUGGGGCUCGAAAAUUGCUCCGGUUUACCAACAGGAGGAAAUAGCUGAAGGAGCAGUUACAAUUCUACCAAAGAGAGCCUCGAUAGAUGGAUUUGAUAGAUAUUUUAGAAGCCGGUCAUUAGCCAAUAACAGAAGAAAUGUAUGGUUUGCAGAGUUUUGGGAAGAGAACUUUAAUUGCAAACUGGGAUCACAUGGCAAAAAGAACAGUCAUUUAAAGAAAUGUACAGGUUUAGAACGCAUUGGAAGAGAUUCCAGCUAUGAGCAAGAGGGGAAGGUUCAGUUUGUCAUUGAUGCAGUGUAUUCAUUGGCUCAUGCGCUCCAUAGCAUGCACAGAGAUUUCUGCUCUGGUUAUGUGGGUCUUUGUCCAAGAAUGAAGCCUGUGGAGGGAAAAGAUCUUCUUUCCUACAUCAGGGCUGUGCACUUUAAUGGCAGUGCUGGCACACCGGUCACUUACAAUGAAAAUGGAGAUGCCCCUGGACGCUAUGAUAUUUACCAGUAUCAAAUAAUAAAUAAAACAGCAGAAUAUAAAGUUAUUGGACACUGGACAAACCAGCUACAUCUCAAUGUGGAAGACAUGCAGUGGACAAGCAGAGAACAUACGCAGCCAGCAUCUGUUUGUAGCCUGCCGUGCAAACCUGGAGAAAGAAAGAAAACUGUAAAAGGAGUCCCUUGCUGCUGGAAUUGUGAGAGAUGUGAAGGCUAUCAUUACCAAGCAGACGAGCUGACCUGUGACCUAUGUCCUUUAGAUCAAAAACCAAAUACAAACCGCACCGGCUGCACACUAAUCCCUAUUAUCAAACUUGAAUGGCAUUCUCCUUGGGCUGUUGUUCCUGUCUUCAUAGCCAUUUUGGGAAUAGUGGCGACAACAUUUGUAAUUGUCACGUUUGUACGAUACAAUGAUACACCUAUUGUGAGAGCAUCUGGGCGCGAGCUGAGCUAUGUGUUACUGACUGGGAUUUUUUUGUGUUAUGCCAUCACUUUUUUAAUGAUUGGAACUCCAGAUAUGGUAGUUUGUUCUCUGAGACGUAUAUUCCUGGGGCUCGGCAUGUGUUUCAGCUAUGCUGCAUUGCUCACAAAAACCAACAGGAUUCAUCGAAUAUUUGAACAGGGCAAGAAAUCUGUGACUGCCCCAAAGUGUAUAAGUCCUGCUUCUCAGUUAGUCAUUACUUUCAGUCUUAUAUCUGUUCAAUUGCUUGGAGUUUUCAUAUGGUUUGUAGUGGAUCCUCCCCAUAUCAUUGUAGACUAUGGAGAGCAAAGAACACCUGACCCAGAAAAUGCCAGAGGUGUUCUUAAGUGUGACAUUUCAGAACUUUCUUUAAUUUGUUCCCUGGGAUACAGUAUUCUACUGAUGGUUACAUGUACUAUUUAUGCCAUUAAAACUAGAGGAGUGCCAGAAACCUUCAAUGAAGCCAAACCCAUCGGAUUUACAAUGUACACAACCUGCAUCAUUUGGUUAGCUUUUAUUCCAAUAUUUUUUGGAACAGCACAAUCAGCGGAAAGGAUGUAUAUCCAGACCACUACGCUAACAGUGUCCAUGAGUUUAAGUGCAUCCGUGUCUCUAGGAAUGCUUUACAUGCCCAAGGUUUACAUCAUCAUUUUCCACCCGGAGCAAAAUGUUCAAAAACGAAAGAGGAGCUUCAAGGCUGUUGUGACAGCUGCCACCAUGCAGAGUAAGCUGAUCCAAAAAGGGAAUGACAGACCCAAUGGUGAAGUCAAGACAGAACUCUGUGAAAGUCUUGAAACAAACACGUCUUCUACAAAGACCACAUAUGUCAGCUACAGCAAUCACGCCACCUGAGUUACAUAGAAUUGCCAGCGGAUACCGAAAUCCAAAUUCUGGGAUGGAUCAACUGUUUUACAGUGUAGCUAUCUGAACCGAAAAAGUAAUCAUAAAAGAGAAAAUUUAUGGAAAAUGCCUGAAUUUAUUUUUCAAAUGAAAGUGUUAACAUAUAAAAAAAUUGAAAGCACAUGAACAGAUAAUAUUACUGUGCACAAGAAAAGAUAAGUCAGUGCUAUUGUUCACAGAUGAAAUUGCAUUUUAUGAAAAAAAAAAAAGUCUGUCAUAUGUUACACCAUAAUUGUAAGUACUUUUUGUGAUUUGUGAGAACUUUCAUUCCUGUCCUAUAUUGUUCUAUCUGUAUAGGAGAUGAGUUUGUGCAUUGUAUUGGCUGACUGACAUGAAGCCCUGGGUUGUGUUCAAUAACUGCAAUGGUUUACGCAUGCACAUUUUUUAUACAAAAGAUAUUUCUAAUAAUAAAGGAAUGUUUUGCAAAUGGCGAGACUUUGAUAUUGCU